AUGGAGUUAAUCUUAGGAGCAUGUAAGAAACAUAUAAUUGACUAUGAACAGUUGGCAAGUGGUAACUUUCAGAGUGACCAUGUCUCCUUGAGUCACAGUUCAGUCCAAUACAACGACAAACUGUAUAGUUCUGCCUCUCAAGCUUUAGAGGCCUAUAUUAAAGAUUUCAAUCUCAGUCGUUCAUCGCCUGAUGUCAGACCUGGAAAAAUUGAAAUUCUUCCAAGGGCUCCUGAAAUCUGCAAGUCCUCAAAAGAUGAUUUUGAGCCCAAAUGUGGUACACACAAUGAUGUGGGGAGCCUGAAGCACGAGUGUGAUACUCAAACAAAUUGCCAAAAAGAUUGUCCAAGUGCCUGUUUUCUACUACAGGGCUUAAGAGAGCAAAAGGAUCCACUUAUAGAUGACACAGAAAAACUAAUUCAGAAAGCAAGGAGGGCACUGGAACCCUUGGCUGAGGAAUCAACUAGUCUCCUGAAAAAUGAUGGCAGUCCUUGUACAAUGGAUAUACUAGAAGCAGAAAGAUUGUGGGAUAACGUUCCAAUUGGUUUAAAAUCUCCGGUACCUAUAUCCUGUAUGGAGGAGAAUUCUCCACCAAACCCCAGGGCCAGCAUGGUCAAUAACUUUUUAGAAGACUGUUUGCAGAAUGGUCAACAGGAGAGUACAUUUUCGGGUGGAAAUCAUCAUGGUCCUGUAGAAGCUUUGAAACUCAUGCUGUUUAACCUUCAAGCAGUUCAGCAUAGCUUUCACAAAAACAAAUCCGACAGACCAAAUGAAGAGUCCUCAAAAGUUUCAAGUAAAGAUGAAGACUUCAAGUUGGGCGAUUGUGAUAUGAUCCCUGUGGCUCGAUCUCUUCAGAGAGCUUUGCAUCAUUUAUCUCGACUUAAAGGAUUGGUUGAUGAUACAAAUGGUAGAGAAGAAUCAACAGGAUCGCUCAAGACAUGAAGUGUUGAUCAUAAAUAUGUCUACAAAAUCAAUAUAAUGUAAAACAACAGUUAAAUGCAGGGGCACGUUCUAAGAUGCUCAUGAACUUCAGAACUCUGUUUUUUUUUUCCAAAUCUUGUAUUUCUGUAAAUAUAAAUGUAUUAACUAGAGUCUUCAGAAGCAUGUUAUCUUUUGCAGAACUUUGCCAUAUUCUAAAGAAAUUGGUGAAUUAUAGAAAAGGGUUGCCCUACUUUUUAUUCCUUAAUAGCUGUGUCCAUCCUAGCUGGGUAGAAAUAGUGUGAGCAGGAC
Messenger RNA from Protobothrops mucrosquamatus (brown spotted pit viper), 1227 nucleotides. RefSeq names its product chromosome unknown C18orf54 homolog (gene CUNH18orf54). The record is from RefSeq and is a predicted model, not a curated record. Lineage: Eukaryota; Metazoa; Chordata; Lepidosauria; Squamata; Viperidae. The coding region runs from base 1 to 939 and encodes 312 amino acids. The transcript is spliced from 8 exons.